Molecule: messenger RNA, 249 nt
Organism: Trichomonas vaginalis G3
Lineage: Eukaryota; Parabasalia; Trichomonadida; Trichomonadidae
Product: organellar and viral DNA polymerase type B
Exons: 1
Coding region: 1-249 (82 amino acids)
Source: RefSeq, a predicted model, not a curated record
AUGAGAAACGACUAUGCAGAUUUAAAGAAAGAAGUAGAAAAGCCAGCAGAAGAUAAAAUGGACAUGUUAGCAUUUCUGAACAAAAAUUAUCCAACUGCUGACGAUUUCCUUCUAUCUGACGUCAAGAAGAAAUAUAAAGAAACCUUCGGCAUUGUUAAAACAUUCGAUGUACUAAAAGAAGAAAUAGAAGCUACAAAACUGUUUAAAGUCAUGAACCAUCGCAACAUAUACCAUGUAAAACGCUUGUAA